ACCACACAAUGAAUAACUCCACUCCCUCCGCCGCUCCGCACCACACGGACCUGUUUCCUCGCGCUCGUGUUUUGUCAGAAAAUUACACGCCGUCAAAGGAGACUUUCUCCCCCUGAAACCUGCGAGCUUCAUAUUAAACCUGCCGAUCAGUUUUCCUCAGAAACGAGCAGCUCUCUCCCCGGUCACACUUCUCAUUCAGUCCUUCAAGUCGUCGCGAAGCGCCGGUGGAUAAGCUUGAGAGGUGAACGGUGUGAACAGUGCUGGAAUGCAACAGGAUUAUCAUCUGACCUUAACACAGAGGAGGCAAAGCGACCAGCCCAUUAGAUCACACGUUUUCUGCUGCACUACAAUGCCUUUGAGGUUAUAAUGUCUACGCUGAAGCACGUUAUUUUACAGGAUAAAGACGAGGACGUUGAGAAGAAGCUGGACUGGAGUUACAUUGAAUGGGUUGAAAAUGAAGUUGACAGCCCAGGUGUGGCAAAUGCACAGACGCAAACGGACUGGGGGCCUCCUCAGCACAAGGAUUGUCAGACCAGCAGCCCCAUCAUAAUGCACAUAGAUCUUACACGGACACACUCCAAGCUGAGACAUUCGUCCCUGGUGGACACUGAUGGCUUGGUCGCACCUUUCUUCCAGUUUGACCGCCAGGCUCCUGCACGCAUCUCUACGUCUCCCACCUUGAGGAGGAUGAGGAGCACCAGGCGUCCUCUGAUGGACACUCGUGAUCCUGUCAUAAUGGGGAGCACUCGGGAGGAGCCAACUUCUGAAGGCACGCCAUCCCCCACAACCCCCCUGUCCCCAGUACACAGAGUCAAGUCUCCUCUUGCAGCGAGCCCCCUCUCUGAUGGAGAGAUCUAUCACGAUCAUCAGCCCAUUUCAUCCUGCGGCCGACAGAGAACCAGAUCACAUAGAUCAAAGACUUUUGACAACGGUAUCACUUCCACGAGACAAGAAUGUCGCAGUGCUCUUCCUACUCUUAAUAAAAAUUUUGGAUUUCCUGAUAGUGGAGUACAGGAGAAAGAGCUUUGUCAUAACAGGCUUCAGGAAAGGAGACGGAGCUCGGUGGUGGUCAGCCUGCCCGGAUUGGAUGUUUCACCAGGAGAUCUUUUUGUGUCCAAUGGAGCAGCUGACAUAUUAAACGGUUCAAACUUCUCCGAUACCAAGAAAUCAAAGUGGCCUUUUUCGAGGCGUAGUACGAGUAAAGUGAAGUCGCAGACAGGCACCGCAUCAGAUAUUGAGAAAUAUCUCUCAACAUCACAGAUUCAAGACUGGAAAAACUGCGACCUUCAGAGGUAUAAGGACUACUCUCUGGCAGAGUUCCUGCGAGACCAGUCCUCCCAGGUGAACGCCACCUCUGACCCUCAGGGUUUCAAGAGACAAGAAGCCAUCUGGGAACUCUUCACCAGCGAGUGUGUUUACUUCCUGGAUCAGCUCAUGGUUCUCAAAGAGGUGUUUUUGGCUACCCUCACAGACCUGCAGAUGAGGAACUGCCUGACCGAUGUCGACUCCUGGAGGUUGUUUGCAAACCUCAAUGAGCUCUGCCUGGUGAGCUUUGGUUUCUUAAACAACCUCCUCCGCGUCAUCAAGGACAUGCUGGAGAUUACGGAGGGUGGCGGGCCCACCCUGCUGGAGCUGCUGAGCAAGGCAAGUGCUUUCCAGGAAAGCAUAUGUCACUGCCUGCAGAAGUACUGCCUCAACUACUCCACGGCUCUGCUUUAUCUGGACAGCCUGAAGCCCAGAGAGGACUUUGGAUCUUACGUGAAGUGGUGCGAGAGGAACGAACAGUGCCGAAGGCUGCAACUACGCGAUCUGUUGGUGGCGCCGCUGCAGAGGCUAACCCGGUACCCGCUGUUGUUACGGAAUAUCGCAAAGAGAUGCCAAGUGGAGGAUGAGAUCAGAGGCCUGCAGGUUAUAGCGGAGCAAGUGGACACAUCUAUAUGUGAUUUAGAGGGAAAGGUCAAAUGGCUGGAUAACUACCAGAAAGUGAAACAGCUGAGAGAUGCGCUGGUGUGGCUGCCUGUAUGGGAGAGAGACAAGCGUGCCUUCGUCCCUGAGAACCUGAAACAUCUCUUAAAGGCCGUCACUCUGGAGAAUCUCAUUUCUCACCGAAGUCUGCUGCACGAAGGGAAAAUGGUGCUCACAGAGAACACAAAGCUGAUCGAUGUAUAUCUGUUCCUGUUUGACGAAUUCCUGCUGAUCACAAAGAUAAAGAGAAACAAAAAGCGCUCCAUCGGACCAGAGCAGAAUCCUCUCAGGAUGCCACAGAACCUGGAGCUGGAUCAGCUCCUGAAGGAGGGAUGCACCUUCACGGUUCUGGACCAGCCCGUCUCUCUGGACCGACUCCAGCUCAAGAACAUUGAUCAGCUCAAUGCCUCAACAUCGGGGCUUCCUCAUUCUUUCAUAAUCAUGCACCAGAACCGCUACCAACAGUGUAUCGGUGCGUUCAUCCUGCAAGCUGCAUCGGAGUCUGCCAAGAGGGUGUGGAUGUCAAAGAUAGAGGGUGCUGUGACGGCGCUGCUGAAGCUGGACUCUCAGCAGCCGCGAGUCAAGAGCUCCUCACUGUGGCUGGAGUCUUCACAGAUAUGACCCAUCAAACAGCACUAGAAGCCAUCUGACAUGUCUCUGCUGUCAGUGUGCACUUCACCGUCCCCUGACGUCUUGUAAAUGACUGCGCUAGUACUAGGAGCCUUUUGUAAACUUAAUGUUUGCCUGCAGCUGCUGCAGUAGUGUACAAUAAA
Messenger RNA from Plectropomus leopardus (leopard coralgrouper), 2738 nucleotides. It is a transcript of the gene plekhg7, whose product is annotated as pleckstrin homology domain containing, family G (with RhoGef domain) member 7. The record is from RefSeq and is a predicted model, not a curated record. Gene Ontology annotation, biological process: Rho protein signal transduction. Gene Ontology annotation, molecular function: guanyl-nucleotide exchange factor activity. Lineage: Eukaryota; Metazoa; Chordata; Actinopteri; Perciformes; Serranidae.